AUGGAUAACAGCUAUUACACACUGACGGAGGACCAACUCCAGUUUUACGAGGAGAAGGGAUACUUGCUCAUCCAGGGCUUCUUCAAUCCUCCUGAGACCAAGGUCCUACAACAGUGGACUCAGGAAGUACACGACCUCCCAAGGACUCCAGAUGCAACUUAUAUGCCCUAUGAGGAAGUCAAUGCCGAAGGCAAAAGGGUCCUCUGCCGCACAGAAAACUAUGCCAAUUCUCAUGCUGGCUUCGACAGUUUUCUGCGUGGUGAACGCAUCUUAAGCGUUCUACGUCAGCUAGCUACAGAGGACAUGAUCCUAUUUAAAGAGAAGAUUAACUACAAACUCGCUGGUAGUGGUGGCUUCUCUCCUCAUAUCGACGCCAAUGCAUACACCCACGUCAAGAAAAUUAAGCACCUGACGGUGCUUGCUGCUGUUGACGAGAUGACCUCAGAGAAUGGUGGACUUGACGUGGUCAACGGCAGUCACCUUACGGAGGUACCGCUUGGAGAGGACCGCUGCAUUGAGCCUGGCUGGGUCAAGAGCCAAACAUGGACGCUUUGCAAUCUACAACCGGGUGACAUUCUCGUUUUUGGCUCCUACCUUGCCCACAAGAGUGGCGCCAACACCAGCUCCAAGGACCGACGCGCAAUUUACGCCACAUACAACCGCUUGGCUGAGGGUGACCUGCACGAUCAGUACUAUGAGGACCGCCGCAAGCUGUGGCCUGCCACGCACAUGCGGAAAGAGGGGGAGACGUAUGAGGAGGGCAGAAUGCGGUAUGGCUACGGCUCCCCGAUGCUGACGGUCGAGGGUCAACAGCCGGUACUUGCGUAA
Messenger RNA from Aspergillus tubingensis, 828 nucleotides. Its product is annotated as phytanoyl-CoA dioxygenase family protein. The record is from RefSeq and is a predicted model, not a curated record. The transcript is spliced from 4 exons. The coding region runs from base 1 to 828 and encodes 275 amino acids. Lineage: Eukaryota; Fungi; Ascomycota; Eurotiomycetes; Eurotiales; Aspergillaceae.